Molecule: messenger RNA, 1294 nt
Organism: Phragmites australis (common reed)
Lineage: Eukaryota; Viridiplantae; Streptophyta; Magnoliopsida; Poales; Poaceae
Product: phosphoenolpyruvate carboxylase kinase 2-like
Exons: 2
Coding region: 43-918 (291 amino acids)
Biological process (GO): peptidyl-serine phosphorylation; intracellular signal transduction; protein autophosphorylation
Cellular component (GO): cytoplasm; nucleus
Molecular function (GO): calcium/calmodulin-dependent protein kinase activity; calmodulin binding; ATP binding
Source: RefSeq, a predicted model, not a curated record
CGAUCGAGCUAACCAGAAAAAUCACAGCGAAAUUACUGAACUAUGAGUGCGGAGCUGAAGAGGGACUACGAGAUCGGUGAGGAGAUCGGUCGCGGCCGCUUCGGCGUGGUCCACCGCUGCACGUCGCGCGCCACCGGCGAGGCCUUUGCCGUCAAGUCCGUGGACCGGUCGGGGCUCGCCGACGACCUCGACCGCGAGCUCGCGGAGCUGGAGCCCAAGCUGGCGCAGCUCGCCGGCGCGGAAAACCCGGGCGUGGUGCAGUUGCACGCGGUGUACGAGGACGAGACGUGGAUGCACAUGGUGAUGGACCUGUGCUCGGGGCCGGACCUGCUCGACUGGAUCCGCCUACGCCGCGGCGCGCCCGUGCCGGAGCCCGUCGCCGCGGCCGUCGUCGAGCAGCUCGCCCAGGCGCUCGCACUCUGCCACCGCCGAGGGGUGGCCCACCGCGACGUCAAGCCCGACAACGUCCUCCUUGACGACGACGAGGUCGAGGAAGGCGAGGCGCCGCGCGCGCGGCUGGCGGACUUCGGGUCCGCGGCGUGGGUCGGCGCGGGGGGGCUGGGCCGAGCGGAGGGGCUUGUGGGGACGCCCCACUACGUAGCACCCGAGGUGGUGGCCGGCGAUGAGUACGGGGCGAAGGCAGACGUGUGGAGCGCCGGGGUGGUGAUGUACGUGCUGCUCUCCGGCGGAGCGCACCCCUUCGGCGGCGAGACGGCGGCGGAGGUGCUGGCGGCCGUGAUGCGGGGCAGCGUGCGGUUCCCGCCGAGGCUUUUCUCAGGCGUGUCCCCGGCGGCCAAGGACCUCAUGAGGCGCAUGAUGUGCCGCGACGCCUGGAGGAGAUUCUCCGCGGAGCAAGUACUCGGUCACCCGUGGAUCGUGAGCGGAGGAGGAUCCCGUUCGAUGGAGCAGCCAACCUGAAAACGAACCAGAGCAGAGGCAGACUAGUAGACCAUGGCGGGAGUGUAUUGCCGUAGAUAUACGGUGAUGAAUACCGACGUUGUGUAUACUGUUUAUGUAUGUACGAUGACGCGAGUACGCGACGGACCAGAGGCAGAGAGACUGUACGUAGUGUACGCUGGUCCCUGUCUUGGAUAGUAUCGCAGCAGAGCAAUCGACAAAGAAGCUCUUAGGCUUCUGUUUUGUACCCAGUUUUUGGGAAGCUCGUUCUCUAGAGAGCUCCCUUUCGGCUUCUUUUUUGCUGUACUACUAGCUGGUUGUAUAUACACUACUGACCAUCUUGUACAAAUGGAGUUGAAUAAAUAAAUAAAUCCGGCCUUGUGCUUUACUCUUUCAA